CCGCGCUCCCGCCCCUCCGCCGCGGGGGUCCCCUCGGCGCUGGGCAGCGCGCCCGGCUCGAUGGAGGGGCGGCUCGGCGCGGGCCCGGCCGGCUCCGCGCGCCCCGUGACGCCGCGCCGCUUUGCUGGGUUUCCUCGUGCUUUUGGAGUGCAGUUAAGGGCUGGAGAAGAUACAAGGAGAGUGAGAGGCACUCACGCUGCCGCUUCUUUGUGAGUAAUCCAAGAGAAACAACUGCCAACCACUGCCACGUUUUCAUCUGUUGGUAAACAUCAGCUGCCGCUUGGCCUUGAGGGAGGAAGACUGAAUUAGUUCCAGAUGGAGAACUCUUUCAGCCCAUCUAGACUUUCCAGUUGAUUGGAGCCAGCAGGCAGAAAACAUGGAGCAGCCCACAUGAAGAAUCCUGUGGAGUUUAUAUUCCUGCAAGAUGUCCUUGGAAGGACCAAACCCAGUUUUCCAGGCCCCUGGGAGAUGAAACAUUGACCACAUGACAUUUUUCUUUCAACAAGUGCUUCGUCAGUGUUGCUUUGUGUGAAAGACAAAGAAUACUUGGAAAUAUUUGGAAUAUAAAUCUUUCUUCACCUCACCAUGUCGGCCGUGUCGAGUGCCCUGACCCCCGAGGCCCCGAGCCCUCCCCAGCUGGAGGAGAAGCCAAAAGGAAAAUCCCUCUUCCAGCUGGGCUCCCUCUUUGCCAACAGGAGUGAGAAAUUUGUGAUUGCUCGCAGUGACAGUUUGCCAGAGGAGAAUGUCCUGAAAAUCACCAUCACAGAGACCACGGUCAUCGAGUCCGACCUGGGCAUCUGGAGCUCCCACGCCCUCAUCUACCUCACCUUGUGGUUUUUCUUCAGCUUUUGCACUCUCUUCCUUAACAAAUACAUCCUGUCCUUGCUGGAGGGGGAGCCCAGCAUGCUUGGUGCUGUUCAGAUGCUUUCCACCACCUUCAUUGGCUGCAUCAAGAUGUUUGUCCCUUGCUGCCUGUACCAGCACAAGACCAGGAUCUCCUACCCCCCCAACUUCAUCAUGAUCAUGCUCUUUGUUGGGUUAAUGAGAUUUGCAACAGUGGUCCUGGGGCUGGUGAGCCUGAAGAACGUGGCAGUUUCAUUUGCAGAAACUGUGAAAAGCUCUGCCCCAAUUUUCACUGUCAUCAUGUCCCGCAUGAUUCUGGGGGAGUACACUGGGCUGCUGGUGAACCUGUCCCUGGUGCCCGUGAUGGGGGGGCUGGCUCUGUGCACAGCCACUGAAAUCAGCUUCAACAUCCUGGGCUUCUCUGCUGCCCUGUCCACCAACAUCAUGGACUGUUUGCAAAACGUCUUUUCCAAAAAACUACUCAGUGGAGAUAAAUACAGAUUUUCAGCCCCAGAGCUUCAGUUCUACACAAGUGCUGCUGCUGUGGUUAUGCUCAUUCCAGCCUGGAUAUUUUUCAUGGACGUGCCUGUGAUUGGGAAGAGUGGGAGGAGCUUCAGCUACAACCAGGACAUUGUGGUUCUCCUCCUGAUUGACGGAGUCCUGUUCCACCUGCAGAGUGUCACUGCCUAUGCCCUGAUGGGCAAGAUUUCCCCUGUCACCUUCAGCGUUGCCAGCACUGUCAAGCACGCCCUGUCCAUCUGGCUCAGCAUCAUUGUCUUUGGGAACAAGAUCACCAGCCUGUCAGCCGUGGGCACUGUGCUGGUCACCGUGGGGGUCCUGCUCUACAACAAGGCCAAGCAGCACCAGCAGGAGACCCUGCACAGCCUGGCCACGGCCCCACCACAGCCCCCGGGGCCCACCGAGGACACCGAGCCCCUGAUCCCCAAGGAUCUGGAGCCCUAUGACUGACUCAUGGGGCUCUGCAGCCUGCCAGGCGAGCGCGGUUCCACGGGGAUCCCCCUGGAUGGGGCUGUUCCUUUGAGUUCCUGAAAUCCUCCUGGAUGGGGCUGUUCUUCAAAUCCUCCUGGAUGGGGCUGUUCUUCAAAUCCUCCUGGAUGGGGCUGUUCUGCAAAUCCUCCUGGAUGGGGCUGUUCCUUUGAGUUCCUCAAAUCCUCCUGGAUGGGGCUGUUCCUCAGCUCCUCCUGGAUGGGGCUGUUCCUUUGAGUUCCUGAAAUCCUCCUGGAUGGGGCUGUUCCUCAAAUCCUCCUGGAUGGGGCUGUUCCUCAGGUUCCUGAAAUCCUCCUGGAUGGGGCUGUUCCUUUGAGUUCCUGAAAUCCUCCUGGAUGGGGCUGUUCCUUUGAAUUCCUGAAAUCCUCCUGGAUGUGGCUGUUCCUCUGAGUUCCUCAAAUCCUUCUGGUUGUGGUUGUUCCUGUGAGUUCCUCAUAUCCUCCUGGAUGUGCCUGUUCCUUUGAGUUCCUCACAUCCUCCUGGCUGUGGUUGUUCCUCACAUCCUCCUGGCUGUGGCAGUUCCUCAAACCCUCCUGGCUGUGGCAGUUCCUCAAACCCUCCUGGCUGUGGCAGUUCCUCACACCCUCCUGGCUGUGGCAGUUCCUCAAACCCUCCUGGCUGUGGUUGUUCCUCAAACCCUCCUGGCUGUGGCUGUUCCUCAAACCCUCCUGGCUGUGGCUGUUCCUCUGGUUCCUUUGAGUUCCUGGCAGGUCUCACCCAGGAUUUGAAGCAGGGAGGAGCCGGGAAGGAUCCAGGAAAACCUUGGGAAGCUGAUGCCCCAAAGAGAGGACGUGGAACGUGGCAAACGUGGGCUUUGUUGUGUUUCCUUGACUCCAAAUCACAUCCAGGCCUGUGCUGGUGGAAGAACUUCGGUGUCCUGUGGGAAAACAAUUCCUGUCUCCGUCCCCAUCCAAACAAUGUGAAAAUGGGGCCCCACCACUGAAUUCUGCUGGCAGAGGGAUGGAGUUGGUGCCUCCUGGAGGUUUCUGGUUGUUGCUCUGCAUUUCCUGCACCCUCCAUCAUUCCCGUGUGCUGCAGAGAUGGAGAAGUCCAAGGAGGGGAUUGUCCUACUACUCCUCAAGCCCCCAAGAGCUCCAGGAGCGUUUGGACAGCACAAGAAGGGGUUUUGGGGUGGAUUUUGAUUUCUGUGCAGGGCAGGAGUUGGACUGGAUGGUCCUUGUGGGUCCCCUCCCGCUCAGGAGAUUCCAUAAUUCUAAGAAGGGUUGGAAUUCCCGCCCUUCCAUCCAAAAAAACCCCAAAUUUCAAGGGUUUGCUUGAAGCAAACUGUGGGAAAUGAGCUGUGGUGAGCACCUGCUGCUGGCUACAAAUCCAGGAUUUGUAGUGGUUCAAAAUGUACAAAUUUAAGGUGGGAAGAUUGCAUUCUGAUCAUUUAUGGACAGGACUGAAAUGCAAAUAUUCACCCACGUGAAUUACCCUGUGUAAAUGGAGCGUUGAAUUCAAUACUUGUGGUUGUUUAGAGGAAAAAAAAAACCACUGAAAAUUGUGGUGACAAAGGAAGCAGGAUCUCUGUAUUUCUGUAAAAAAAAAGAUUUUGUUGUUUUAAUUUCAUUUUAUUAUGCAUGAGGAAAGAAAUUGAUGUUGUUUUUUUUUUAUAUUAUUUCUAAGAGUGCAACAAAAAGCUGCCUUUUAGAAACUCAGGGUUAUGAGUCUGACCUGUGUGUAAAAUAUCUAAUUUCUGAUUAUAUA
This is a messenger RNA of Passer domesticus (house sparrow), 3558 nucleotides long. It is a transcript of the gene SLC35E2B, whose product is annotated as solute carrier family 35 member E2B. Gene Ontology annotation, cellular component: Golgi apparatus. The record is from RefSeq and is a predicted model, not a curated record. The coding region runs from base 586 to 1812 and encodes 408 amino acids. NCBI's taxonomy places the organism in Eukaryota, Metazoa, Chordata, Aves, Passeriformes, Passeridae. The transcript is spliced from 10 exons. Gene Ontology annotation, molecular function: antiporter activity.